Molecule: messenger RNA, 4054 nt
Organism: Suricata suricatta (meerkat)
Lineage: Eukaryota; Metazoa; Chordata; Mammalia; Carnivora; Herpestidae
Gene: SLC9A5
Product: solute carrier family 9 member A5
Exons: 16
Coding region: 387-3083 (898 amino acids)
Biological process (GO): sodium ion transport; regulation of pH; proton transmembrane transport
Cellular component (GO): membrane
Molecular function (GO): sodium:proton antiporter activity
Source: RefSeq, a predicted model, not a curated record
UCCCCUGCGGGGUGCAGCCUUGGGCGGGUGGGACUCGGUAGUGCCCCUGGAGGGCUGUGGCCGCUUACCGUUCUAAGGCCGGGUCGGAGGAGCUUUGAGGAAGGUUUGAAGGAGCGGACUCGAAGGAAUAGGUUUCGGGACUUGGGGGAGAGCUGCACUGGGGGAUUUCCAGAGCGGAGACUGAUUUAGUUGAGGAGGAGUAGGGGUCCAGAGUCCGGGCGCCCGGAGCACGGUCUCGGAGUCCGGACCCGGCUUGGGGGUUUCGGAGCCAGGAUUGGGGGGAGCGGGCCCCACGUGCUCGUGACGCGGGGGCGGCCGGUAGGCGCGGCGGCGACGCGAGGCCGGCGGCCGUGCGGUGCCGGGAGGGCGGCUAGGCAGUCUGCAGGAUGCUGCGCGCGGCACUGCAGCUGCUCUGGCUGCCCCUGGCGGGGGCGGCCACAACCGAAGAGCCCACCCAGGAGCCGGGGUCGCCCGGCGAGCCUCCUCCAGGGCUGGCGCUCUUCCGCUGGCAGUGGCACGAGGUGGAGGCGCCCUACCUGGUAGCCCUGUGGAUCCUGGUGGCCAGCCUGGCCAAAAUAGUGUUUCACUUGUCUCGGAAGGUGACAUCACUGGUCCCUGAGAGCUGCCUGCUGAUUUUGCUGGGACUGGUGCUUGGAGGCAUUGUCUUGGCUGUGGCCAAGAAAGCUGAGUACCAGCUGGAGCCAGGCACAUUCUUCCUCUUCCUGCUGCCUCCUAUUGUGCUGGACUCAGGCUAUUUCAUGCCUAGCCGACUGUUCUUUGACAAUUUGGGUGCAAUCCUCACCUAUGCUGUGGUGGGCACACUCUGGAAUGCCUUCACAACAGGUGCUGCUCUCUGGGGCCUGCAGCAGGCUGGACUUGUGGCUCCUCGAGUGCAGGCCAGCUUGCUGGACUUUCUGCUAUUUGGGAGCCUCAUCUCAGCGGUGGACCCCGUGGCUGUGUUGGCUGUCUUUGAGGAGGUGCACGUCAACGACACUCUCUUUAUCAUCGUCUUUGGCGAGUCCCUGCUCAAUGAUGCUGUCACUGUGGUGCUGUACAAGGUCUGCAACUCCUUUGUGGAGAUGGGCUCUGCCAACGUGCAGGCCACUGACUACCUGAAAGGAGUCGCCUCCUUGUUUGUGGUCAGUCUGGGCGGGGCAGCCGUGGGCUUAGUCUUUGCCUUCCUCCUGGCUCUGACCACACGCUUCACCAAGCGGGUCCGCAUCAUCGAGCCGCUGCUGGUCUUCCUCCUCGCCUAUGCAGCCUACCUCACUGCUGAAAUGGCUUCACUCUCUGCUAUUCUUGCGGUGACUAUGUGUGGCCUAGGCUGUAAGAAGUACGUGGAGGCCAACAUCUCCCAUAAGUCACGCACAGCUGUCAAAUACACAAUGAAGACUCUAGCCAGCUGUGCUGAGACAGUCAUCUUCAUGCUGCUUGGCAUCUCGGCUGUGGACUCUUCUAAGUGGGCCUGGGAUUCUGGGCUGGUGCUGGGCACCCUCUUCUUCAUCCUGUUCUUCCGAGCCCUCGGCGUAGUCCUGCAGACGUGGGUGCUGAAUCAGUUCCGGCUGGUCCCUCUGGACAAGAUUGACCAGGUGGUGAUGUCCUAUGGGGGCCUGCGUGGGGCUGUGGCCUUCGCUCUCGUCAUCCUACUGGACAGGACCAAGGUCCCUGCCAAGGACUACUUUGUGGCCACCACUAUUGUGGUGGUUUUCUUCACAGUCAUUGUGCAGGGCUUAACCAUCAAGCCACUGGUCAAGUGGCUGAAGGUGAAGAGGAGUGAGCAUCACAAACCCACCCUGAACCAGGAGCUGCAUGAGCACACUUUUGACCACAUUCUGGCUGCAGUGGAGGACGUUGUGGGGCACCAUGGCUAUCACUACUGGAGGGACAGGUGGGAGCAGUUUGACAAGAAGUACCUGAGUCAGCUGCUGAUGCGGCGGUCAGCCUACCGCAUCCGGGACCAGAUCUGGGAUGUGUACUAUCGACUAAACAUCCGGGAUGCCAUCAGCUUCGUGGACCAGGGAGGCCAUGUCUUGUCUUCCACAGGUCUCGCUCUGCCCUCUAUGCCCAGCCGCAAUUCUAUGGCAGAGACAUCUGUCACCAACCUGCUGAGGGAGAGUGGCAGUGGAGCGUGUCUGGAUCUGCAGGUGAUUGACACGGUGCGCAGCGGCCGGGACCGUGAGGAUGCUGUGAUGCACCAUCUGCUCUGUGGGGGCCUCUACAAGCCACGCCGCAGGUACAAAGCCAGCUGCAGCCGCCACUUCAUCUCAGAGGAUGCGCAGGAACGGCAGGACAAGGAGGUCUUCCAGCAGAACAUGAAACGGCGGCUGGAGUCCUUUAAGUCCACCAAGCACAACAUCUGCUUCACGAAGAGCAAGCCACGACCUCGCAAGACCAGUCGCAAGAAGAAGGAUGGUUUGGCUAACACUGAGGCCACAAAUGGGAAACCUCCUCGAGACCUGGCCAUUCAGGACACAGCUACUGUGAUCUUAACUGUGGAGUCUGAGGAGGAAGAAGAGAGUGACAGUUCAGAGACAGAGAAGGAGGACGACGAGGGGAUCAUCUUUGUGGCUCGGGCCACCAGUGAAGUUCUCCAAGAGGGCAAGGUCUCAGGGAGCCUUGAGGUGUGUCCAAGCCCACGAAUCAUCCCCCCCUCCCCAACCUGUGCAGAGAAGGAGCUACCCUGGAAGAGUGGGCAGGGAGAUCUGGCAGUCUAUGUGUCCUCGGAAACCACCAAGAUUGUGCCCGUGGACAUGCAGACGGGCUGGAACCAAAGCAUGUCAUCCCUGGAGAGCUUGGCAUCCCCACCCUGUACCCAAGCCCCAACUAUGACCCGCUUGCCUCCUUACCCACUGGCCACUGAAGAGCCCCAGCACCCUUUCAACCUGCCAUACGAUCCACGCCCUAGCUUUGCCUUUCCCCCAAGCCUGGCCAAAGCCGGCCGCUCUCGCAGUGAGAGCAGUGCUGACAUCCCCCAGCAGCAGGAGCUACAGCCCCUCAUGGAAUACGAAGACCGCACCCAUCUCAGUCCAGGCACAGCCAACUCUCACUGGUGUAUCCAAUUCAACAAAGGUAGCCGGCUGUAGCCUGAGACUCAAGGAGAAGUAGGCUGCUGGAUCCCCCAUGGGAAGUCUUCCCUGGGCAAAGGGCAGAGGAGCCCACUUAGCCUGACAGGGGGCCAGAGGAGCCUGAACUAGCAAUUGGGCUUCCUUGUAGCAGGUCAGAAGGGUAUUGGGCUGGUCCUCACAGGGAUCCUUUCACUACUCUCCCUGCUCCAAAUUCCUGCCAUCUUCCCUUUCAGUAAGGCCUUUACCCUGGCUCAAGACCCAGUCUAGAGCUUCUAGGGGCUAGGCCCACCCACUUGGGAAGCUGAUGUUUUUUUGCCAAUGGGUCUCCCUGGGGUCACUCUAGGCAGCUGUUCCUGCCCCUAAGGGAAGGGCAUCAUUCCACAGCUCAUGCUGGCCUUUCCUGCCCUUUACUCACUCAAGCACCAGUUCAAGGACAGCGCCCUGGCAAUGAGGCUCCUUGAGGGGCUGGUUCUCAGAGGCACUGGGGUGGGAGGUGGAGCAGGUCUCAACCUUAGGCUUUGUUACCUGCUGGGUCAGCCACCUAUAGCCAAUUUUUGAGGGCCAGUGGGAAUUUGUGCCCAAUUUUUGCUUUCUGUUCUUCCCUUUGCUGACAGUUAUUGGGGCCAUAGUUCUUUCUUUACAGGAUCAUGGCCACAGGACUGGUCCCGGCUUCAGAUCAGGGAUAUUUCUUGGCAGAGGUCACUCUGAAGAUCUGCCGCUCUGCAUCUAAGUCUGGAUCUUUCAGAUCCCUAGGUCUAGAUUUUCUGAGGAGGGGAGAUAGUGGCCUCUGAGACACUACCACCUUGACCUUGCCCAAAUAGGAAAGAAGCCAGGUAUUCCAGGGCCACCACUCCACUGCUCUGGGGGCUGGGAUGCCUGGCUGCAGUCACAAGGGCGCUGACUGGGUGGCAGGUAACUUUCCUGGGGUUAGUAACUGCCUUGUGUCUUGUAUCUUGAACCUAAGACACAUUAAAUAUCUCUUGAAUGGA